Messenger RNA from Diaporthe amygdali, 1338 nucleotides. RefSeq names its product valacyclovir hydrolase. The record is from RefSeq and is a predicted model, not a curated record. Bases 1 to 1338 code for a protein of 445 amino acids. Gene Ontology annotation, cellular component: cytoplasm; membrane. The transcript is spliced from 2 exons. NCBI's taxonomy places the organism in Eukaryota, Fungi, Ascomycota, Sordariomycetes, Diaporthales, Diaporthaceae.
AUGGAUUUCGACCUUGAGGUGAACGAGAAUGGACUGGAUUCCUUCGAGCUAGUGUUUCCUCUGGCAUAUCGCAUCGCUUUUAUGGUUGUUUUUGCCGUUUGGUCGUGGGCUCUUAUAAUACACUACCUGCAUAGUCGACAUAUAUGCGUUUUGACCCUUCUUAAUUAUAACCCAUCCGGUGAUAAACCACUCCACAUUCUGAUAUACCGCCUUGCGGGCUUUCUUUCUUUGACAUUCAUCGUAUCCCUCGGCCUCUACUGGGUCAUUACCCACAAGGACCCACAACUCACUUCUUAUUUCAAUUGGCUCGCUCUAAUCAACCUUCUCAUUCUGGGCGUGCUACUUCUCGCACCUCCUCACAAUUUCGCGGCCUCAUCUGGAGGUCGGGACCGAUUCCUAGCCACGCUUCGAAGAAUCAGCUUGGGUGGCUUGGCACAACCUCACCAUGGAAAGUUUGCAGACACCUUGUUAGCAGACGCGUUCAUUUCACUAGAGGUUAUUUAUGCCGACCUGGUGCUUUAUAUGGUCCUUCUCUUCACACGGACUAGCGAAUCGCCCGACGACCCUAAGUACCAGGCCAUCAGACAUGUCGUCAAGCCCAUCGCCAUGUCCAUUCCUGUCCUCAUCAGGUUCCGCCAGUGCUUGACCGAAUUCAGUCGUGCUGGAAGCACACAGCUCUCGGAAGGAGUGUGGGGCGGGUGGCAUCUUCUUAAUGCUGGCAAAUACAUCAGCUCCAUUCCAUUCAUCAUCUUCGACAUACUGCGCAGGGAGGCUGAAGAUACUCCAGCAGGAAUACCCGAAGACAUUUUCUACCUGUGGCUAGUGAGUCACACUAUCAACACCGUCUACAGCUUCUGGUGGGAUAUCUCACGAGACUGGGAUCUGAAGCUGCUGGUUUCCGGCGGCUCUAAAGGCUACUCAUUUGGCCUGCGAAAGGACUUGCUACUGUUUGGUCCUGCUGGCUAUUACCUGGCCAUAUUUUUGGAUCUCGCACUGCGGAGCACAUGGAUCCUGAAAGUUAGUCCAGACAUAGAUCGAAUCUUGGACAGAUCCACUUGGGUCUUCAUUUUGACGUUCCUCGAGUUGGUGAGACGAGCUGUCUGGGCGCUGUUCCGUAUGGAGACAGAAUGGAUCAGGAUCCAGAACACAGAACUCAAGGACCCAGGAUCUAAUUCCAAAACCCUGAAGGACGAGGAAGCUGGUCUUUCUGAAACGGCUGUCAGAUCACCAAGAUACUCUGUAAUGUCUAUACCAGUGUCUGUACAAUCAAGCACAAACGCGCCUCCCGCCUAUAAGCCGCGGCUGGACCCUAUCAGCCUCCGGCGGGCCUCGAUCUGA